Messenger RNA from Pecten maximus, 2467 nucleotides. RefSeq lists its product as uncharacterized. The coding region runs from base 25 to 2133 and encodes 702 amino acids. The record is from RefSeq and is a predicted model, not a curated record. NCBI's taxonomy places the organism in Eukaryota, Metazoa, Mollusca, Bivalvia, Pectinida, Pectinidae. The transcript is spliced from 17 exons.
CAGAGAUAGGGGUUGGAGGUGACCAUGAGAAGUGUACUUGUCGCCGUGUAUUAUGGUAUUGGGUUGGUCAGUAUUUCGUCAUCUGUCGCCGGAACCGGAAAUGUGUGUAAUUCGUCACUCUUACCAAGUAAUGCAUCAUAUACUAACAAGAUAUAUAGUGAGGACAGCAGUGUCUGGCUGAACCCUGGACGUGGUUUUUAUCAUAAACUGAUGACGUCAUCAAAUGUAGCGGAAUUUGAUGCGAUAAAGGAGUCGACACUGGACUGUUGGCGGGGACGGGACGGUACCACGCUGUUGUUACGCCUCUAUCUAUUGGAUGACGUUUCAGGCGCUGCACUAUCCCAGAGCUUCCUUGACAACAUACGCCAUGACAUGACUACCGUACACAAGGCUGGUUGGAAUGUGGUACUAAGGUUCAUGUACAACACUGACCUGGACAUGACCUACAAUACACAAGCCUCGGAGCCUACAAUGGAAACAAUCCUGGGUCAUGUCAUACAGCUAAAACCAAUAUUCCACGACUUCGAGGGAAUUAUAGUGGCGAUACAGGCGGGCUUUCUAGGAGAAUUAGGUCUGUGGUAUGAACCAGACGUAUCAGGAGAGACGGCUCCACCUAACACAACUUACACACAGUUGUUCCGAGCGCUGUUCCAGAAUGUACCAGCAUCAAUCCCUUUACAAGUACCGAAGCCCGAGUAUAAACAGAAUUUCGUGUCCCAGACAAGUACUUCCUACUUCGAUAUCCUCACCAAAAGCGACAAAUUACGAGUAGGAUACUUCCAUGAAUGCCUUCUCGGCGGCGACACCAAUCACUUCAUCAACGCGUUUCCUAGACUGAAUCUUGGCACUCUACCCAAUAUGACUUAUGUUACUGUGGAUACCAAGUAUAAUAUAAUGGGCGGUAGAACUUGUCAUCCCGGCGAUACCAACAACCAAGAUCUGUGCGCCGAUUCCCUGGAGAUGUUUGAGAAGAUCCAUAUGACGUAUUUGGAUGUAGAGGAUCCUGAUGAAACACUGAAAUAUUACAAACAUCAUAACUGCUUUACUGGUAUCCACAGCCGACUCGGCUACCAGCUGUUUCUUCACACAGUUGACCUGCCAACUGCGGCAAACGCUGGGGAAUAUAUGUGUUUCCACGUCAGUCUAGUAAACAAAGGCUUCGCUACACCCGCCCGGAACCUGGACAUAUUCCUCGUCCUGGAACUCAACACAACCGUAGUAUACAGAGUUGACCUGCACCUCAGGAAGGGGUCUGAGAAACUUUGGCAGCCCGGACGCGCAGAAAUACCACUGGUUACAAAGUCAGUUCAACUGGUCAGCGAUAUGCCUCUUGGACAAUAUAAGGUGUACCUCGCCCUUGCCGAGCCAAAAUGGCUGAACGAUUCCAAUUAUUACAUACUUCUUGGAGGAGAGUACCAUGGCCAGCCCACUGCCAAUCCUAUAACAGGUUUCAACUACUUAGGCGAGGUUCAGAUUCUCCCACCCAAAGCAGUUUCCUCCUCUUCGCAAUCCUCCUCUUCCUUCGCUCUUCCCUCGGACUCUAUGCAACCUUGGUCUGCGCCAAUGCACACAAAACAUCUUAGGAAUUGGACAGCAGGAAGUAUACCGCCGAGUUGUACAGCACUGCCGUCUGAUAAACCGUCCACAAUAGUACCACCUACAACUACUCCCGUGAUCCCAACAGGGGUCACUCAUCAGUUUCACCGUUACGUAACAUGUGACUCAGUGGAGGUGACGAAAGCUUUGUUAAAGUAUACCUACUUCAACUCGUCUAUGGCUCUACCUUGUCCAGACACAAACCCACAUUCGUCGGAGUCCAUCUUACAGCGGUUUUGUCAGGCACCUCCAGCUUCGAGAUGGGUCCCUUUGUAUGGCGUAAAGGUGAUAGACCACUGUGACGACAUAGCAAAGUUUACUCCAGUAGCAUUCUUUAAGUCUCUUCUUGGCGUCUCUGUAUACGAUCGUGGAUUAAAUGGAGGAAUGGCUGGCGUGUUCUUCGGCUGUGUGGAAAAAGACGGAGUUCUUAAAAGUGUCAAGAUCGGUAUCCAGCUGUGUGGUUUCCCGUUUGACGUCGCCCUGAUCCAUCCCGGUGAUGUGGAUUUACAGUCGCUAUACGUCGUCAAUCUUUUGUAGGAACUGUCCGGCGUAUUAUUCCCUAAUAAACACGUGUAUUUAAACUCUACUGUGUAGACUAUAUCUGACAUGGUAUGAAGCAUCUACAAUGGCAAGAUGUCACCUCAACUAAAACCUUAAAUUGAACUUUCAACAUUUUAAUUCUUUGAGGCUAUUUUAAUAAUUAGUAUUAUUAGAAGCUCUUGUCAAUUAAACUUCUCGCCAUUUUUCUCUGGGAAUUCGGUUUGUAUGACUGGUAGAUAUAUCCAAGACGGUUGUCCUUGACGAAGUCUAAGAGGCUUAUCCUUUCGGGACACCUGGUCUUGUACAUUUUAAGGGUACCCAUGCAACUUUA